Messenger RNA from Carica papaya (papaya), 1694 nucleotides. The record is from RefSeq and is a predicted model, not a curated record. NCBI's taxonomy places the organism in Eukaryota, Viridiplantae, Streptophyta, Magnoliopsida, Brassicales, Caricaceae.
UAUCCACUGAAACCACUUCGUUCCGCGCGCUAUUGAGGCAGAGAAGCGGAACUAAGAGGAUAGUUAGCAAAACUGACUUCACUGUAGUGGAGAUUGUUGCUAAUUUAUCUUACAGAAGGCUGUAAGCAGGGAAGAAAUUCAAGUAAUAUAAAGAAGAGAUGGAAGUGAUUCGAUCUCAGAGGAGAUCGGCACCCAACGAUGUCGUUUCAACCCUCCCGCUCUAUCGGUCUGCUCCUCCGCUCGAGGUCCGCCUCGAAGAUUUCGAGUCCUUCGCCAUGGAUCGCCUCCGAGUUCUUAAAGGGAUCUCGGAUGGAUUAUCUCGGGGAAAGAAGCCCGAAGGAAUGGAAAAAUUGGUAAGUGAAAUGUGGAAAGCGAACAUGAGACAUCCACAGGCAUCCGAGGUUGUUAACAAGGAUAUAAUCUCCCACUUUGUUCUGCGUCUUGUAUAUUGCAGAACCGAGGAGUUGAGAAGAUGGUUUCUCACCAUGGAGACUGCCCUUUUUCGCUACCGUUUUCGGCUUGAAAACCUUGAAGCUCAGAAGGCAUUAUUGGCUGAGUUUAACCUCCCAUACAAAUCAGUUAGCAGUGCAGAAUUUGAGAGUGUAAAGGAUGAGUUGGGGCAAGUUGCACGCUCUAUUAGUCAGCCUUUACCAACAGCUGAUGCUAUAUUCUAUAAGGUUCCAUUUGAAGAAGUUCCAGAACUUGUAGCUGCUCGGAGAGUAUUUGUACAGAAAGGGCAUGCCUUUGUUGCCAUGAAUCAGGUGGUUUCCCUUGUUGUCACACAAUUCCGCAGUCUUAUAUCCAAGGCACUUCUUCUAACCAACAGAAAAUGGAUGUCUGCCAUUCGGGAACAAGAGAAAGACCGAUUGACACCUAUUGUGGAAGCCUUGUCUACAAGCUAUCUUGGACCUGACUAUUCUCAGCCAAAAGAGUUCACAGAAAUAUCAAUUAAGGACAUUGAUCAAGUAGCCAAGAUCUUUGAUGCUUGCAAAUUGCCUGUUGGUGCUGAGAGAUUUGACAAGGAGUAUACAUAUAGCAUACGCCACAAUUAUGGACGGGAAGGGAAGAGAACAGAUUACACACCUUAUUCUUGUUCAAAGAUCAUUUCAUUUACGCCUGGUGUCGGAGAUCAUCAUGGCUGCCCUUAUCGACAUUUCAGUGAGGAAAAUUUAAGGGCUGCCCUUGGUAGAAUGGGAGUAGGUGGCCGUGCAGUGGAGGAUGUAAUGGACAAGGUUCGGAAUAGACAUUAUCAGUUGGCGUGCACCUUGACAUUUGAAGCUGUUUAUGGCUCAUCAUGUGAUGCUGGCAUUAACCAUCCAAACCAAUACUUCCUUGAGAGUAGAAAGAUCCUGGAACAGAAGAAUCAUACUGCUGCAUGAAUUAUGCAAGUUUUUUGAUCGCUGGAGAUGCUAAUUCUGUACUUCUAUUUUGUGGACCGAGCUUUCCAAGGCAGCUUUGCCCGCCAACAACUGUUUAUAUGUAUAUGAUUUAACAUCGUGUAGAAAUUGAAGGGUGCUUUACUUUAAAUAAGCUCAACUAGUUUAAUUUUAUUAGUUUAUUACCAGUGUAUUCUAUUUAAGGAAUUUGAGCGUUUUUUAGCCCACAGAUGAGAGGAAAAAAGUAACAUGUUCCACUUGUGGACUCUUUGCGUCGGUCUAUCUAUCAAAUCAGUGCUCUGAUACUCCCUUCUUCUU